GUCCCCGGGGGUGGGGGUCCUCGCGGCGUUGCUGGGGUGACGGGGCCUAGUGGCGGCCGGCGGCUCCUCGGCCUCGCGUGUGGGAAUGUGGCGGCGGAGCCUCCAACGGUUGCUGCGGGCCGGGGGGAGCGGGGGAGGCGGCGGCGGCCCGGGGGAGGCGGCAGGUCGUGGGGUCGCGGUCAGCGCCGUCAGGGGCACGGUGAUGGUGGAACGCUGGUGGCAGGUUCCCCUCCCCAAGGAGGGCAAACCGGCCAGGCUGCACCCCAGGAGGCAUCGGGUGUACCGGCUGGUGGAGGACACGAAGCACAGCCCCCAGGAGAGGUUGGAGCUCAUCCUAACGCAGACCGUCCCCAAGCUCGGAGAUCGAGGGGACACGGUCUUUGUGAAGAAGGCCAUCGGUCGGAACCGGCUGCUGCCCCAGGGCCUGGCUGUUUACGCCUCACCAGAGAACAAGGCCUUGUUCAAGCAGGAGCGCAUGGUGCUUCAGGAGGGGGGGUGCGGAGGGAGAGGAGGCAGACCCCCAACCGUCGAGUUCCUGAAGGGGUCGCGGCUGAUGGUGAGGAUGAAGAACAACGUGAAGUGGGAGCUGAGCAGGGACAUCGUCUGCCGCCACUUCCUCAGGGAGCUGCAAGUGUUUGUUCCACCGGCCGCGCUGAGGAUUCCCGACGAGCCCAUCACCCGCUGGGGCGAGUACUGGUGUGAGGUGACGGUGAGUGACACUGAGACGAAGCAGCACCCACCCCCAGUCACCCGAACUGCCCCCAGUCACCCGCACCAACCCCGGUCUGCGGCACCCAUCACACACUCCCGGGGUCAGACACAGGGUGAAGCUCCCUCCACACCGUCCCAUCACACACUCCACAGGUUAGAUUUACCAUGA
This is a messenger RNA of Pristis pectinata (smalltooth sawfish), 880 nucleotides long. It is a transcript of the gene mrpl9, whose product is annotated as mitochondrial ribosomal protein L9. The record is from RefSeq and is a predicted model, not a curated record. Lineage: Eukaryota; Metazoa; Chordata; Chondrichthyes; Rhinopristiformes; Pristidae. Gene Ontology annotation, cellular component: mitochondrion; ribosome. Gene Ontology annotation, biological process: translation. Gene Ontology annotation, molecular function: structural constituent of ribosome.